AUGAUCUCUCUUUUCUUGAAAACUACAAGCAGUCCUGUAGUCCAUUUUCCCGCAGCCACUCAUGAGAUCAAGGAGCUUGCGAAUGCUUCAAUUGGGGAGACAGUCACUCUGCACGGCUAUCUCGGGCCUCGCGCCGACCUUUCGAAAAAGCUCUCUUUUGUCCCUUUGAUAAGCAAAGAUCUCAGCCACAGUGUCCAAGUCAUUAGCACUCCACGUUCGUCCGAGGAGCUACACACCCGCUUGAAGGCUCUGGGCGCACAAGACCCUGUCGCUAUCACUGGUAUUUUGAAAGAACGUAAGCCCACGAAGAGCGAUGGUGGCGAAAUCCAAAAAAUCACCAACGUGGAGGUUGAGCUGAAGGCUCUGUGUGUGCUCAACGAGUUUCCCAAGGAAAUCACCUUCCAAGAAGACACGAAUAUCCCGCCUGAGCAACGCCAUUUGCAGCUCCGCCAAGAUAAAGGCAUUCGUGACGCCCUAGCAUUCAGGUCCAAGGCCGCCAACAUUUGCAGAGAUGAACUGAGUAACAAGCAUCAGUUCUUGGAAAUCGAGACUCCAUUGCUGUUCAAAUCUACGCCCGAGGGUGCAAGAGAGUUCUUGGUACCUACACGGACCAAAGGCUUGGCAUACGCACUUCCUCAGAGCCCGCAGCAGUACAAGCAGAUUCUGAUGGCCAGUGGUAUUCCAAAGUACUUCCAGAUCGCUCGUUGCUUCCGAGAUGAGGACCUUAGGGCAGACAGACAGCCAGAAUUCACCCAGCUUGAUCUCGAAAUGUCCUUUGCAGCUGGCGAGGACGUCCAGAAGUGUAUCGAGGACCUCGUGAGGAGGCUGUGGGGUGAGCUACUUGAUGUGAAGUUGCCGUCUGAGUUCCCGCGAAUGUCUUAUAACGAUGCUAUGGCGAAGUAUGGCUCUGACAAGCCUGACAUUCGCCUUGGAAUGGAGAUUUCGCAAAUCAAUUACCUGCUUCCUGUGGACCUGAUCAGCAAAAUUGGCCCUCUCACCGACCCUGCUGUCGAUGUUAUGAGAUUCCGCAUCUCAGAUGACCCUUCGGAGACGCGCAAAUUCGUCAACGAAUUUAUGGAUUCUCCAGAUGCGGCACCGUUCAUCAACAACCCUGACGGACAGCCUGGCAUCUUCAUCUUCGACACGCGAAAGCCAUUGCAAGGUCUGCAGCCGUUCGGCUUUGAAGCGGCAGAGCGUCUCGAUGAUAUGUACCAACUUGAAGAUGGAGAUCUCAUAAUCAUCCAGGCCCGCAAGAACGAGCCCUUUUCAGGAGGCUCGACGCCAAUUGGAAACUUGCGUUUGGCAUUGCACAAAGCGGCGGUUGCUAAAGGCCUCGUUCCUGCACCACAAGGCUUUGAGUUCCUCUGGAUCGUCGACUUCCCUCUAUUCUCGCCCAGCAGCGAUACAGAGCCCGGACAGGGCGGCGCAGCUGGACUAUCAGCAACCCACCAUCCUUUCACAGCCCCCAAGACUGCAGAGGACGUGAGUCUGCUUUCUACCGAUCCCGCUAGCGUUCGCGCAGAGCACUACGACAUCGUCGUCAAUGGCGUGGAGCUCGGCGGUGGCAGCAGACGUAUUCACGAUGCCCGGGUCCAGGAGUUCAUCAUGCGUGAUGUAUUGAAGAUGAAAGAGGAACGUCUGCAGGACUUCAGGCACCUACUCGACGUUCUUCGAGCAGGAUGUCCGCCGCACGCUGGCAUAGCGCUGGGUUUCGACAGGCUCAUCGCUGUAAUGCUCGGGAAAGAGUCGGUCAGGGACGUCAUUGCUUUCCCCAAGAGUGGCAAGGGAGAGGAUCUACUCGUGAAGGCCCCGAAUGCUGUGACGAAGGAACAGCUGGAAACAUACCAUUUGAUGCUCAAGAACUGA
Lasiodiplodia theobromae is the source of this 1866-nucleotide messenger RNA. Its product is annotated as Aspartyl/Asparaginyl-tRNA synthetase class IIb. NCBI's taxonomy places the organism in Eukaryota, Fungi, Ascomycota, Dothideomycetes, Botryosphaeriales, Botryosphaeriaceae. Gene Ontology annotation, cellular component: cytoplasm; mitochondrion. The transcript is spliced from 4 exons. Gene Ontology annotation, molecular function: aspartate-tRNA ligase activity; ATP binding. The record is from RefSeq and is a predicted model, not a curated record. Gene Ontology annotation, biological process: aspartyl-tRNA aminoacylation. The coding region runs from base 1 to 1866 and encodes 621 amino acids.